Molecule: messenger RNA, 1203 nt
Organism: Neurospora tetraspora
Lineage: Eukaryota; Fungi; Ascomycota; Sordariomycetes; Sordariales; Sordariaceae
Product: Alpha/Beta hydrolase protein
Exons: 2
Coding region: 1-1203 (400 amino acids)
Source: RefSeq, a predicted model, not a curated record
AUGCUCGCCAACCUCCCUCCAACCCUCUCCCUCUCCCUCCUAGGGAGUCUCCUCCCCAUCUUCAUACACCCAACACUCGGCCACAGCAUUUCCGCCCAUACGCCCUCUCACAACUCCCACAACCCACUCUGCACCCCCCUUUCCUUCACCCUCACCGCCACCGCCGAGCACAUCUCCCUCGCCUCCCCUCCCGACCCCACCAACGAAACUGAAAUCCUCAGCAUCCUCAGCCAAGCCUGGGACGGCACUCUAGUAACCAACGGCACCCAAACCCGCUGCUCCCACGAAAACGAAAAUAAAAAUGAGAAUAAAGAUGUCCUCCAAAUCCUCCUCCACGGCGCCACCUACAACAAAACCAUGUGGUCCGGCUACGGUUUUGGGUAUCCCUAUGACUGGCAGUCCUACGCGACCAGCCCUUCGCAAGGUUACCACACCCUUGCCCUCGACCGGCUUUCGCACGGGGAGAAUGACCCGCGCGGUCUUGAUCCGUUGAAUAACGUCCAGAUGCCGUUGCAGACGGAGCUUUUGCAUCAGCUUAUUUCCAUGGUCAAAACCAACACUACCUCUUCAAAGACCAACCCACUGGGUAAAACCUUCCCCAAAAUCGUCCUCGUCGGGCACUCCCUAGGCUCCUACCUCUCCAUCGCCCUCGCCCGUUCCUACCCCCUCGACGCGUCCGCCCUAGUCCUCACAGGCUACAGCUCCCGUCAAAACACCUUGCACGUGCGAUCCGCUCCCUGGGUAUCCGCGCCCCUCGUCUUCCCUGACCGGUUCUCAUCUACUCUUUACCACCACAACCUAGAGUACCUAACCGUCGCCACUUUGGAAGGCCGGGAGAAAGGGUUCUACGACAACGCCACCGAUGCUGCCGGUAGAACAUACGAUCCAGAGCUGGCGAGGACGGAUUAUGAAUACUCGGAUGCGAGCACGCUGGGGGAGUUGGUGAGUUCGGGGGAUUGGGGACGUGGUGCGGAGGAGUUUAGGGGUGCGGUGUUGGUGGCGACGGGACAGAGGGAUUGGGUUAUGUGUAGCCCGCCGGAGGAGAGUUGUGUGAGGAGGUUGAGGGAGACAGGGAAGACUUUCCCGAGGGCGAGGAGGUAUGAAAUUUGGGCGCCCGAGGAGACGGGACAUGAUUUGACGCUGAGUUAUUCGGCGGGGGAGACGUUGAGGGUGGUUCAUGAGUUUUUGGGGAGGGAGGUUUGA